Messenger RNA from Dimorphilus gyrociliatus, 1528 nucleotides. Lineage: Eukaryota; Metazoa; Annelida; Polychaeta; Dinophilidae. The record is from the annotation of a GenBank genome assembly.
CGACUUGACUCUCUAGAGUUGUUGAUCUCUGCGAUCUUUAAUGUUGCCUUUUAAAUUAGAUUACAAGACUUUAUGUAAAAAAGAACACAGAACUUCCCAACAGAUGGCGCGUCUAUAUAAGAUAAGUCGCUUCUGAACGUUGAAUUGAUUGAAUAAGCCAGAAAAAAGAAUAAUAAGGAGUGAAAGAGAGACAUAGAGAAUGAGACGGGGGGCAGGCUAACAAAUGAGUCGUGCAGAAAUCAAUACCAUAACAGUAAAAUAUAGUAUAAACAGAGGAAAACAGAGAUAUGGGAAACGGCGGUAGUAAGAAAUCGGAACGCGUUGUGCGUCGAAAGAGACGUCGACAUGUGAAAUACGACCAACCAAAUCGACAUGGCGUUCCGAUGCUCUACGUGUGGCCUUCCAGCGCGCCUUGUCGAGCUGUACUUAUGACUAUUCAAAUCACGGAUAUUCUAGUCAACGUCAAACAUAUAGAUAUCUUUAACGACGAACACCUAACUACUUUUUUUCGAAAGAUUAAUCCUCAUCACACUGUACCGACCCUAACCGAUGGCGAUUAUAAUCUAUGGGAAAGUCGGGCCAUUGCUGAAUAUUUAGUGGGAAAAUACGAAAAAUUCGAUUGCGGCCUCUUUCCAAAAUCGAAACGGAUCAGGGCGUUAAUGAGGCAAUUUCUAGCUUUCGACAGCCAUUCGCUACAUCCAGACGUUACGGAUUAUUUGUAUCCUCAGUUAGCAAAGAAUCUCGAGGCAGACAAGAUAAAAGAAAGUUGUCUGUCCGAGGAGAUAGAUAUCAUAGAAGAAGCUUUAACAAAGAGCGAAUAUUUAGCCGGAGAUACUCUGACUUUAGCUGAUUUAUUUGUUUGCUCCACCAUCACCUUGCUUGAAUUAAUAUCAUUCGACUUUCGAAAGUGGCCAAAUGUACUAGAAUGGCUUGAAAGAAUCAAAUCACAAGAAUUUUACGUUCCAGCCAAUAUGGGUCAUGAAACUUGGAAAAUCGUUUUAUCAGAGAGAAAACAACAAGAAAAUAAUGACAAGUCAGAUGCUGAAGGUGAUGAUUCCAGCAUUGAUGGAAAUUAUAAUGAAAACUACAACGAUAAUUAUGAUAAUUCUCUGUAAUAAUUAUACUUUAUACCUUACUUCCUCCGUGUAAUUAAUUGUUUACUUUUACCCAAACAAAAACUAAUAACAGAAACAGUUACGCGUUAUAAUUUUUAUAGCAAUGUCAAUAAUAAAUCGAUGGUCUUCCUCUAUUUUAGAGCAUUAGCCAAGAAAAUAUAUACUUUAUCUUUAAAAUUAGAUACAGUUUUAUCAGUUUUGGUAACGAAGCAAAACUACAAUAUUGUGUUUAAUCUUGUUCAUUCAGCUUUCGACAAAAUCUGAUGAACUUGCAUUAUUUGUUUCAUAUAUCAGAUUAUCCUUUCAAAGAUUAAAACUAUAUCCUGAUCUUUUUCAUUGUAAUUCAACCUGCGAAAAUUUCAACUGAUUCUAUAUACAUUAAAUAUAAAAAUGAUGCAUGAGCUGGAUUAUGG